AUGCCGUCCUUACGGCAGGUUAUCUGGAUCCCCCUGACCAGCCCGUCGACCGGAAUAUCAGAGUCUUCAAAAGGUGUACAACAAAGCAUCAACAAUGGAACAUUCGAUACCACUCAUGUCUCCCCUGGUGAAGCGCAAAACCUCGGGAAUAAGCCGCAGACUAGGAGCACAUUCACGCAGACCGAGGAAAUUGAUUCCAUUUUAUUAGUGCAGCCCACACCACUGCAACCUAGUGAUGAUGAGCCCGAUUGCCAGAGUAUCUCGAGUCAGGAUGGUCCUUCGUAUCCAAGAGAAACCACUGGGUUCUCCAAAGCGCCCCCGAAGCUGAUUACUGUCACCCCGAGUCCUGACAGAAUGGUGAAGCGAAGCCUGAAAGGCAUCCAUAUUUUUAUGAUCACGAUCAAUGCGGUCCUUGGAACUGGUCUGUACUGGCGAGGAGGCCAAGUCCUCGAGCUUGGUGGCCCUUUAGCUGUUGUUCUGUCCUUCCUCCUGGUAGGACUCCUGUCCUGGUCCGUUAUGCAGUGCGUGUCAGAGAUGCUUUGCAUCUGGCCCAUACCCGGCGCAUUAUCGGUGUAUGUCAGCGAGUUUGUCGAUGUUGAGCUGGGAAUUGCUGUUGGAGUCGCCUACUGUUCUCACAGGUUCACAUAUUCCAUGUCAUUUUCUACGCUCCUUGCAACCUCAGCUGCCGAGUUCAACUUCUGGCCUGGCAUUAACGACAGCACUGGUAUUCACGCAGGAGUUCUGUAUCUUUUGAUUCCCCUCAUUCUAGUUUGCGCGAACGCAUUCAAAAUUGAGAUUUAUGGCAUGCUGGAAGUCCUUACGGGAGGCAUUAAGCUAUUAUGUCUUGCGAUCAUAGUAUGCGCAUUAAUUGCCAUCAAUAGAGGGGUUGGAACGCGAGAUGGUUCUCCACUUGGUGUCAAAUACUGGAGCUCGCCUACUGCAUAUGACUCUGAUGCCGCUCCGAAUUGGUUUACUGCCCUGUUAAUGGGAAUGUCCAUCUCAACCUUCUCGUAUGUUGGGAUUGAGAUCGUUGCGGCCUCUGCGCUGGAGGCAAAAUGGCCAAACCAGAACCCAGGGUCAAGAGCACCGUCGGAUGUGACACCUCGCCCAAAUGAUACAUUGAUUGGAAAUACUGUGAAAUUUUCUGCAAUCUUCAUAUCAAUCCUUGCCACAGCUGCAUACACUGUUGCAGGAUUUCUGGUUACUCUAGACAUAUACCGAGGAGACUGUGAGCUUCCCCGUGUGAGUUGGCUUUCGGAAGAUGCCAAAGACCACUGUCCCGCGCCUGGCAGCAGAGCUGCAUUCGUUGCCGUUGCCUUGAAUUCAGGCAUUCCACAUCUCGCAGAUGUUUUUAAUGUUUUCUUGAUUUUCACUUGCCUCACAUGUACCAGCACCAACCUCUAUGUUGCCUCGCGGACUUUAUUUGGUCUCGCAAGUGGAUUGGAAGGUGGCAAGGGACAGCCCUGGUACUUACGCGUCGUCGCAUGGUUUGGAAAGACGAAUCGUCACAAAGUUCCGAUCCGCUCUGUUGUGUUCUCUGCUUUUGCGUUUUCGUGGGUUCCAUUUCUACAAUUGAUCGGAAAACCGGAGACCCGCAACUCUAUUAAUAAGGUAAAAUACUCUCUUGAGGCGCAUUAA
Messenger RNA from Penicillium daleae, 1638 nucleotides. Its product is annotated as proline-specific permease. The record is from RefSeq and is a predicted model, not a curated record. Gene Ontology annotation, cellular component: membrane. The transcript is spliced from 7 exons. Bases 1 to 1638 code for a protein of 545 amino acids. Lineage: Eukaryota; Fungi; Ascomycota; Eurotiomycetes; Eurotiales; Aspergillaceae. Gene Ontology annotation, biological process: transmembrane transport.